AAAUCAUUUGAGAGGGAUAGCAAUAAUGUUAGAAAUACAAGCUCAGCUUUAGCAAUACCUACAUCUAAUUAAUAUAGACAGUCUAGAGGUAAAAGCAUUCUGUUCUAUGUGGUCCAGUUCGGUUCCUGUCUAAACACCUCCCAUCAUCUUCUCGUCAUUUUCACGUCCGCCUUCACUCACGAUGGGCAUCUUCGAAGACGCGCGUGAUGGAAACUUGGAUCAGUACAAACUGGACCAGUAUAAAUCUUCCUCAUUCGAUAUUAACGCUAUAGAUCCCGAGACAGGGCUGACUCUACUUGCUACGGCUUCCUUGAAUGGUCGUACCGAUGUUGUUAAGCUACUCCUACAGAAUAAUGCAUCGGCAUCUAAGCUCUCCCAAGGUGACCGCACCCCCGUGUGGUUCGCCGCGAUGGGUUCUAUGAAAAAGAAGGACCGCGCCGAGAUCAUCCGUCUACUCCAUGCUCACGGUGCUGACAUCAAUAAGCCGUCUUCGGGGGAUGCCAACUAUACACCUCUGAUGAAAGUUGUCGCCGAGUGGAAAGAUGUCAAUACUGUUCGCCAACUGAUUAAUCUCGGUGCGGAUAAAACCUUGAAGAAUUCUAAUCGAGAGACGGCAGCUAGGAUCGCCUUUGAGAAGAAAAAAGACGCUAUGAUUGAUGCUCUUAAUAGUAGCUCUCAGGGGCGUCCGACUCUCAUGGACAUCGUCUGGAAGAUUCUUGCCUUCAUCCUUCAUUUAAUAGUUUGGGUCUACAUUGUUACAUCAAGUGUAUUGAAGGGCAUUAUUGAAUCGGGCUAUGAGUCUAGCGAGAUGAAGGUCCUAAGUCAUUCUAAUGAAGUCCAAGAAAGCAAGAUAGCAGAGGAAUAUAAGAGCGACAUUAUCAACUUCAUUUCAAGAAAUCGCAUGGAUGGCUUCUUCAAGAAUGACGAUCCCUUUCUCAAUACACUUGUCGAGAAGGCCGCCAAGAUGAAAGCGAACCCCCCUGACUCGACGCUUAAGUCUGACAAAGAUAUCCGUGAUCUUAUAAAGGUGUCACUAUACCAGCAGGUGAUACUUUGCGAUGACAGUACUUCUAUGUCCAUAGGCAACCGUAUCAAAGCCCAGCAACAUCUAGUCAAGCGAAUUACAAAGUUUGCCACAUAUAUUAUACCCGAUGAAGAUGGCGUCGAGUUGCGUUUCAUCAAUAGCUCCGUGUCUGGAAGCAGACUCCGCGAGGCAGAAGUUGAGACCAUUAUGACCAACAUGCAACCAACUGGGGAUACAGACAUUGGGACGAACCUAAUCGCGAAGAUUCUUAAGCCGCUAGUAUACGACAAGCUAGAUAAUAAGGAACUGAAACGUCCCUUACUAGUGUCAAUAAUUACCGAUGGUUGCUCUGAGUCAGAGGCCUCAGAUACGUUAAGAAAUACAAUCAUAGGGUGUGGGAAGAAUCUGAUCAAGGCUGGCUAUGAGCCUGAGGCCGUGCUUUUCCAGGUUAGCCGAAUCGGAAACUCCAAAGCCUCGAAGAAGUUCUUCGAUGGCUUACGAAACGACAAGCGGCUGAAGAGAGUCCUCUACUGCUCCAGCGAUUGGCCAGAUAAAGAAUCUGGCGGCUUAAAGCAAGAUGAGGUUCAACUUGAGGAAUGGGUCUAUGUUACCAUUGUACCUCCUGAUGAGUUAUCAGUGGUUGUAUAGUAGGUAGUUAAGCACUCUUAAGGCUUGGAUUCUAGAGACUCCGACGGGAUCCUAUCACAGAAAAUGACGGUGAUGGGUAGAUGCAAGUCUUUGAAGCUUGAAGUUGUGGUGUUCUACAUGGAAAAAGCUCUCUAUUCGGAUUCAUAAAUGGAGGCAUUAGCAGGCCAAUGAACUAAAUUGUAAUUUCUUUUUGAGUGGAUGUAAAUAAAGCUUCUCUUAAUAAAAUAAUUUCAUCACUAUG
Molecule: messenger RNA, 1913 nt
Organism: Daldinia loculata
Lineage: Eukaryota; Fungi; Ascomycota; Sordariomycetes; Xylariales; Hypoxylaceae
Product: ankyrin
Exons: 5
Coding region: 182-1672 (496 amino acids)
Molecular function (GO): protein binding
Source: RefSeq, a predicted model, not a curated record